GUUCCGUCCUUGUUAUGUACUAGUAAAACGUUUUCGUCUUCCGUUCGAGACUUAUACGAGAGUGCAAUCUGCUUCUACAACCAUGAAGAUCAUCGCCAGUCUUCUCUUCCUUUUCUCAAGCCUGGCCGCCGCCCAAUUUCAAUUCUUCGAGCAAUUCUUCCAGGGGGGACAGCAAGCUCAAGGACAACAAGAGAAACAAAACGUCCCGAGUGACUCGAGCUGGUAUCGACAAAAUUGGGAGGGCGCAACGUGCUCGAAUUAUCUAUGUCCAGACACCCUGGCAUGUGUGCACUUCCCGCACCAUUGUCCAUGCCAAUUUCCAGAUGUGGAGGAAAAGGUCGAAUUGAGUGAUGGCAUCGCCGUCUGCGCCAGCAAGGGAGGCUUCAAACCCGGCGAAGCUGUGCGGAAGAUUGAGUUGGCGAGAAAAGGUCUGAUUUGAU
Messenger RNA from Exophiala oligosperma, 440 nucleotides. RefSeq lists its product as uncharacterized. The transcript has 2 exons. The coding region runs from base 83 to 439 and encodes 118 amino acids. The record is from RefSeq and is a predicted model, not a curated record. Lineage: Eukaryota; Fungi; Ascomycota; Eurotiomycetes; Chaetothyriales; Herpotrichiellaceae.